UUCCCGUUUCUUCUAUGAUCAAGCAAAGUAAAAGGGAGAAUGAGUCGCCAGGGCUGCACCUUCCUCGAAUCUCCAGCUCGAGUUUUUGAAUGGCCGAGGAUAGCCGCGUCCGUUCAGAUGUCGAGUCUGAGUCAUGUCAAUGGAGAACUGUCGGUUUUAUUGCAUGUAGCUCAAAAUUUGUUAAGUUUGGCGUCAGAUGGAAACCAACUCCAUUUGAUCACACGCGGCUCGAGCAAAUUGUCUCCCGCGAAUCCUCCCGCUGCCACCUGAAUUCAAGUGCGUGGUUGUACUGCUUAGACUGCAAAUUGGAGGGACAGGUAUUGUUCUGCGCCAUGUGCCACGCAGAACGAGUGAUGAAUGCACUUGCCUUUUCCGAUGGUGACAGACUUCGGGGAAAGUGCCUUGUCGUCAGGCCUUGGAAAGUAAGCUCGAGGGGCUAUGUACCAUAUGAGACGCUCAGAUGGGCAGGAGGAGAGUCUCCAUUUUGUCUAACUUACAGGUGGUUGGGACCACAACGGUGGCGGCCUCCAUGGAUCGGCCAGGUUCGCAACAGCGACUUUCUCUCUGAUGGAAUGCAAGGGUCACAACAGUGACAGAUACAAGGUUGGAGGAGAGGUCGCAACAACGACUGGGGUCACAACCGUGACGAAGAUAGAGCUCAGCUGGAUGGACAACAGUGCAAAGGGAAAACAAAGAAAAGGGA
Messenger RNA from Hyaloscypha bicolor E, 703 nucleotides. RefSeq lists its product as uncharacterized. Lineage: Eukaryota; Fungi; Ascomycota; Leotiomycetes; Helotiales; Hyaloscyphaceae. The record is from RefSeq and is a predicted model, not a curated record. The transcript has a single exon. Bases 90 to 593 code for a protein of 167 amino acids.